GAUCCUUUUCCCUCCCAUCCUGCCUUUACUGGGGAAGGGGGGUGGCCUGAGCCCGAGUGGCAUUCGCCAGCCUGGGAGCUGGGCCAUGUGGGGUGCAGACGGCCCCUGGGUGGUGAAGGUCCCCGUUGGCUCUGUGAAACGGACACAGUCAGGUCUGCCUCUCAGGGCUGGGGCGGGACCCGAGGAUUUAGGGGACAGUCCUGGCAGGGGAAGGCUCAGGACCCAAGCCAGCAUCCCACCCCGGCACUGUGUGGGGCUGGCCAGGUCACAGCUCUCUCUGAGCCUGUUUCCCGAGUGUGGAAGGGGUGAUGAUCUUGACCUCCCUGCGUCCUGAGCAGUCAAGCAGGUUGGGGGCGCCCGCCCCCCACUAGGCCAAGUGGAGGGGGUCCCUCCGCCCAAUGGGCCUGGCCAGGGCCCUACGCCGCCUGAGCGGCGUCCUGGAGUCGGGGGACAGCCGGGCCGGCGAUGAGGAGGAGGCCGGGCCGGGGCUCUGCCGCAACGGGUGGGCACCGGCGUUGACGCCGGUGGGCCGGCGCCGCGGCCGCUUCGUCAAGAAGGACGGGCACUGCAACGUGCGCUUCGUGAACCUGGGCGGCCAGGGCGCGCGCUACCUGAGCGACCUGUUCACCACGUGCGUGGACGUGCGCUGGCGCUGGAUGUGCCUGCUCUUCUCCUGCUCCUUCCUCGCCUCCUGGCUGCUCUUCGGCCUGGCCUUCUGGCUCAUCGCCUCGCUGCACGGCGACCUGGCCGCCCCGCCGCCGCCCGCGCCCUGCUUCUCCCAGGUGGCCAGCUUCCUGGCCGCCUUCCUCUUCGCGCUGGAGACGCAGACGUCCAUCGGCUACGGCGUGCGCAGCGUCACCGAGGAGUGCCCGGCCGCCGUGGCCGCCGUGGUGCUGCAGUGCAUCGCCGGCUGCGUGCUCGACGCCUUCGUGGUGGGCGCCGUCAUGGCCAAGAUGGCGAAGCCCAAGAAGCGCAACGAGACUCUAGUCUUCAGCGAGAACGCGGUCGUGGCGCUGCGCGACCACCGCCUCUGCCUCAUGUGGCGCGUGGGCAACCUGCGCCGCAGCCACCUGGUCGAGGCCCACGUGCGGGCGCAGCUGCUGCAGCCCCGAGUGACCCCAGAAGGUGAGUACAUCCCGCUGGACCACCAGGAUGUGGACGUGGGCUUUGAUGGAGGUACCGAUCGCAUCUUCCUUGUGUCUCCCAUCACCAUCGUGCAUGAGAUCGACUCUUCCAGUCCUCUGUAUGAGUUAGGACGUGCUGAGCUGGCCCGAGCAGACUUCGAGCUGGUGGUCAUUCUCGAGGGAAUGGUUGAAGCCACCGCCAUGACCACACAGUGUCGCUCGUCCUACCUCCCUGGUGAGUUGCUCUGGGGCCAUCGUUUUGAGCCAGUCCUCUUCCAGCGUGGCUCCCAGUAUGAGGUCGACUACCGCCACUUCCAUCGCACUUAUGAGGUCCCAGGGACACCUGUCUGCAGUGCCAAGGAGCUGGAUGAACGGGCAGAGCGGGCUUCCCAGAGCCCCAAGUCUAGCUUCCCUGGCUCUCUGGCCGCAUUUUGUUAUGAGAAUGAACUUGCACUGAGCUGCUGCCAGGAGGAAGAUGAGGAAGAAGAGGCCAAGGAGGGGGAUGGGAUGGAGACAGAAGAUGGGGCUGCCAGCCCCCGAGUUCUCACACCAACCCUGGCGCUGACCCUGCCCCCAUGAUGCAAGCUGAUGACCCCUUCCCUGUUUGUGUGCCCUCCCAGAGGUAGCAAGAUGGAGAGAUGGAGCCCUCUCCUGGGAUGGGGGUGGGUGUUUCCCAAGACCGACAAGCCUGCUGGGUAAAUGACCAGCUGGUGAGGUUCUGCCAUGCCUGAUGGACUCACCAUGGACAGACUGGACCUUAAUUCCUCUGCUUCUGUGCUUCUUCCUGAGACCCCUUUACGAGCCCAAUUCCUGAGUCUCACCAGAGCUGAGGGAUUCAGAAUUCUGGACCACCCAAGAGGCAAAGACUGGUGGUUCCAGAUUCGUCUACACGGUUGGUCCUGUGUUGUUAAGCAGGAUCAGAAAUCAAUGGUAUAGACCACCUCCAGGGGAGGAAGUCAGCAGUUCUUUAACAGUACCAGAGAUCAAGAGUUUGUAGGUCUGGAUUCACCUAAGAUUCAAGGGCUAUUGCUUCUCGAUUCAGCCAACCAAGUAGCAAAUCAUUUGUUCUAGACCACCUAAAGAGGGAAGGUUGUGGAAGGCCCCCAAGUACUCAAGACCAUCUUGAUUGACCAAAGACAAGGAAUGGUGACUGCAAGUCAAGAAAAGACCUGUGGUUCGAGAAAGCCCAAUAGUUGAGAUUCUGUGAGUCUAGGUUGACCACAGAGACAAGCAUUGGUGAUUCUAGAACAGGUUUUAUUUAGAGAGUUGAAUUACUCCAGAAACUAGAGUUAUGUUUCUAGAAUGCACAAAACAAUGGUGAGUUUGUGAGUUAAAACAGCUAAAGUGACAGACCAGGAGUUCUUUAUAUUAGAUAACUCCAACUUCUGGUUAUAGAGCAUCCAGCUGAGGGGAAUGAGCAGUGCUUCUGAAUGAUCCACAGGGUGGUGGUUUUCUUUUAAGUGCCAUUCUAGAAUGUCCACAAGGAAUCAGGAUUCUGUGGCCCUAGCUUAAUCACAGAGUCGAGGAAGGAGUGGCGAUUUGAGAUGUCUGAGAUUUGCUGGUUCCAGUUUGCCCAAUGGAGGUGGGAAUCAUGAUGAUUCUAGAUGACUUCUUGUGCUUCUGUAAUGCCAAAAGGAAUUAAGGCUCCAGGGAUCCAGAGUUUUCUAUUACCAAAGCCUGGACGUUCUAGUCACCUCCAGGUAAACUGCUCACCAGUUCUGGGAGGUGAACCCAGGACUUGAUGAACAGCAUUUCUGGGCUGACCUAGAAGGUGAGGGUUCAGGUGAGACCCUGUAGGUCACAGGGCUAAUUAGUGGGCAAUGGAAGGGGGAGGCCCAAGGCUGGUGAGUCUAGAGUGUUCUGGAAUCUUACACCUAGUGAUGUGUGUC
Messenger RNA from Lemur catta (Ring-tailed lemur), 3013 nucleotides. It is a transcript of the gene KCNJ14, whose product is annotated as potassium inwardly rectifying channel subfamily J member 14. Gene Ontology annotation, molecular function: inward rectifier potassium channel activity. The transcript has 3 exons. The record is from RefSeq and is a predicted model, not a curated record. NCBI's taxonomy places the organism in Eukaryota, Metazoa, Chordata, Mammalia, Primates, Lemuridae. Gene Ontology annotation, cellular component: plasma membrane. The coding region runs from base 399 to 1703 and encodes 434 amino acids. Gene Ontology annotation, biological process: potassium ion import across plasma membrane; regulation of monoatomic ion transmembrane transport.